AUGUGCGUGUGUGUGUAUAGCGCAGAUAUACAGAGACGGAGGUUAUGGCGGAGAUGGUGUUUUGGUACAUAUGUCAGUAUGGCUUGCCCCCCCUAUUCACCGUCUUCCAGGAAUGAUGUGGUGGUGCGGAGAUCGAGGACUCCGGUUCUGUCUGGGAGGUUAGCCGGAACAAAGUCCCCGGAAAUCCGGGAUUCGGAACUUUGUGAGCAACAUGAAGAUCUGGGUACCUCCCAGUCCUUCCCCUCCAGGGUUCUCUUGGAGACCUUCCACUUGUUGGAACAUCAAGAAAAAAUACCGCUUCUGUGCUAUCCGUACGGCUGUAUGUAA
This is a messenger RNA of Nakaseomyces glabratus, 327 nucleotides long. RefSeq lists its product as uncharacterized. The record is from RefSeq and is a predicted model, not a curated record. Lineage: Eukaryota; Fungi; Ascomycota; Saccharomycetes; Saccharomycetales; Saccharomycetaceae.